This is a messenger RNA of Amoebophrya sp. A25, 1171 nucleotides long. NCBI's taxonomy places the organism in Eukaryota, Dinophyceae, Syndiniales, Amoebophryaceae. The record is from the annotation of a GenBank genome assembly.
GGUGGUGGCUCCUCUUCUGAGAUGGCGGGAGGAGAUGGAGAACGAGAAAGUAGCACUAGCAGAGGAGCAGGUGAUCUGCAAGUAAGUGGAAGGGAUCAGGCAGAGUUGUUGAGAUUAACAUUAAGGCACAGAUGAAUUUGAGUUACAGAAACCUCCCUUGGCUGUCAAGCUCAUGGCGUGACUGAGACUCUGACUCUGAUUACUACUCAGAACUGCAAAUGGAAGCAAAAAAUAUCACUAUCAGGACUACAACAAACGCGAUGUAGAAUGUCAAAAUCGUCUGAAUUUGAUGGAGCAUAAGUAGAAAGAAGUCGUACAUGAGGAGAUCUAGAACUAGAUCUAAGUCCUCGAUACAAAAAAUACUAAUGCUCAUGUAAGUACAAAAAACUCUAAAGAGUGCACCAGAAGAGAAGCUGUACCAAGAGCAAGCGCCUCCGAGAUCCUUUUCUCGACAGAUAUCUGCUCAGCAACGGGGACCCGAGAUCCAUUUCAUCAUCAACCCAAAAAACAAGCGAAGAGAAGACAGGCAUAUGGAAAGAGUUGGGCUCCGGAGACACCGAACUACGAGACGGGAAGAAGGUCGCGAUGUGAAGAGGAGUGUAAGUUAAGGCUUUUUUUAAUGAAGGUAGGUACGCACAAGGUCGUUGAAGGGCCUCACAUCUGUUGGAUAAGACGGGUACUUACAGUGGUAUCAUGACAUAGCAUUGUCUGCUACUACUUGUGGCGAACGCGGCGGCUCCAGCACCAGAUGUUUACCACGUGGAACUACUUUAGAAUCAAAUAUAUGAUCAAAUUAGUAGCACCCAUUGCCAGUCGUCCUAUUUUUGACGAUUGCAUGAUAUUGAUACACUCAAGAAUCGCGACCGCGAACACCCACCUUGAGUAACAAUAUCAAAAUUUUUCUCACAUACUGUACAAAAUCCAAAAGCUAAGGCAUCUUCUAAUCAACAAAAGUCGACCGCGAUACCCAUCUUCCUCUAGACGGUGGUGAACCCAAAGACGGUCCAAGAAGAGGACCAAGACGCGAAGCGACUAUGUCAUCACGCUCACGACCGGUAUAUUUGCCUCUGGGCCCUACGCUACGUCGGGCACGGCGGCCGGACCGGGAAACAAUGCGGCAGAUCGCUCGAUUUAAACACGCAUUCUUCAACUUUUUGUUGGAAAAAAGCAC